Molecule: messenger RNA, 1347 nt
Organism: Panicum hallii
Lineage: Eukaryota; Viridiplantae; Streptophyta; Magnoliopsida; Poales; Poaceae
Product: fruit protein pKIWI502-like
Exons: 5
Coding region: 138-980 (280 amino acids)
Molecular function (GO): oxidoreductase activity
Source: RefSeq, a predicted model, not a curated record
GCCCAGCGAGAUCCGUGGACCGUGCCCUGCCGCCGGCACCUUCCCCUUCCUCGCUCCUCGCCGCCUCUUCCGUCCUGUUCUGGCCACGCCGGCUGCCCGUCCGCACCAGAUUGCCGACCACCGCACGAGCGCCCUCCAUGCUUCUACGCUCCGCGCCGCGCCGCCUCCACCUCCUCCGCCCGCACCACCUCCGCCUCCUCUCCGCCGCUGCGCUCGCCUCCGCCGCACCGGCCCCGGUCCCGCCCCAGGCCCCCACCGAGUGGGCCGAGGCGCCCCUCGCCACCGUCCGGCCGGCCACCGCCGACGCCUCUCUCUACCACGUCUCCCUCGACCUCUCCGCGCACGGGGACCUCCUCGCCUCCCACGCCGCCGCCGGCCAGUUCCUCCCCUUCCGCCUCCCCGCCGCGCCCUACCCCAUCUUCCUCGCUAUCGCGUCCCCGCCUCCGUCGCCCGGGUCCUCCUCCGCCGCCUUCGACUUCCUCGUCAAGCGCCUCCCAGGCACCCCCUCCGCGCGGCUCUGCGACCUCCGCCCCGGCGACCUCGUCCGCGUCGGCGCCAGCGUUGUCGGUCGUGGGUUUGAGGUUGCCAGGAUAGCCGACGCCCGUGACGUUCUCGUCUUCGCCACCGGAUCCGGGAUCAGUCCUAUUCGGUCACUUAUUGAGUCCGGUUUUGUUGAAAACAAUAAAACUGGCUUAAGCCUCUUUUAUGGGGUUAGAAAUCUUCAAAGGAUGGCAUAUCAGGAGAGGUUCAAUGAUUGGGAAGCCAAAGGAGUUAAAAUUGUACCUGUCCUCUCAAGACCAGACUGUCAAUGGACAGGCGAGCGAGGUUAUGUCCAGAAUGUUUUCUCAAGGAUGAAGAAUAUUGUAAACCCUUCAUCAGUGGGAGCAAUUUUGUGUGGACAUAAACAAAUGACUGAGGAAAUUACAAGAGUUCUUGUUGCCGACGGUUUGUCAAAAGAUAGAAUCCUUACUAACUUCUGACCACCAGUAGGAUGCAGUUCCAGCCAUUUUGGAUGCUGUACCAUUUUUGUACUACGAUCGAGCAGUUAUUCUUACAGCAAGUGCUUACAAAUAAUGCUCUGAUUGCUGAGUGCCUGAUGUAAAUCUCAACAGCCACUGGGCAUCUGGACCAAAGGCUCUAGUUGAGAAAAUGUUUUGUAGCAUCUGAGACUAGUUCCUCUUCAACAGAAAGCCCCCUUUUGGAAAAAAUAAAAAAAAGGGGACAUAGUAGAAUUAUUUUCAGUUAUUAUACCGUAAAAUACGUGCGCUGCACAUUCCUUUUGCAGCACUGAGAUUUUUGUGUAUAUUGUCCAAAAUUUUUGAAUGAAUGAUGAUGCAUGUUGUUUAA